GACACCUUUCAAGUCUUGCAGAAGGAACUCACCUGCUCCAUCUGCAUGAACUACUUCCUAGACCCGGUCACCUUAGAUUGUGGGCACAGCUUUUGCCGUCCCUGCCUGUUCCUUAGCUGGGAUGCAUCCCAGACUCCCAUGUGCUGCCCUCAUUGCAGACAAGUGUCGAAGAAGUCAGAUUUGAAAACCAACACCCAUCUCAGGAACAUGGCUUCCCUGGCCAGACAGGCCAGAGAUGAUCCUGUCGACAGCUCUCCGGAGCAGAUCUGUGAGGCACACGAUGCUGCAAAGUGGGUCUUCUGUGACACUGACAGGAACCUGCUCUGUGGGCUCUGCUCUGAUUCCCUGGAGCACAUGCUUCACAGCCACCGCUCAACCCAACGGGCUGCUGAGGAAUUUAGGGAGAAACUUCUCAAGAGGAUGGGCUCCUUAUGGAAUAUGUCUAAACAAUUGCAAAACAAUCUGAAGCUAGAAACUAGCAAAGCCGAGUCACUGGAGGAGUAUGUGGACAUUAGGAAGGUGAUGAUCAAAGCUGAAUAUCAGAAGAUUCAUCAAUUUCUCUAUGAGGAGGAGUGCCUCCAUCUGGUUGUUAUGGAGAAAGAAGCAAAGGAGUACUUCGAUAAACUGGAGGAAAGCAAAGUCAGAAUGACCCAACAGAUUGAAAACCAGAGAGAAAUGUUCAGAGAGCUGAAGGAUAUGUGCCACAAGUCAGAUGUGGAGCUGCUCCAGGAUUUGGGAACCGUGCUGGAAAGGUGA
Molecule: messenger RNA, 756 nt
Organism: Myotis brandtii (Brandt's bat)
Lineage: Eukaryota; Metazoa; Chordata; Mammalia; Chiroptera; Vespertilionidae
Product: tripartite motif-containing protein 64-like
Exons: 4
Coding region: 46-756 (236 amino acids)
Molecular function (GO): zinc ion binding
Source: RefSeq, a predicted model, not a curated record